AAUUGGAGCGGAUGGCGCAGGUCUACAGCCAGCCACCCCCGGAGAUCAAAGUCUCAGGUGCGGAGAGUAAUGGUGGAACUCGCUAUGGCUCAGUAUCCUCGACCCUUGGCAGCCUCGGUGCUGGCACUGAAUAUAACCCCCUCAACGACUCCUCCAACUCUAAUCCAGCAAGGGGUGUCUUUGCCCACACGAUCACAGCUGACAGAAUACGCAGAAGGCUCAAAUUCUUCUUCAUGAACCCCAUGGAGAAGUGGCAUGCACGGCGUAGGUUUCCCUGGAAGUUGUUGCUGCAAGUGUUCAAGAUUGUGGUAGUGACAGCACAGUUGUGCCUGUUUGCCCAGCAGCGGUACAACCAUGUCAACUAUUUGUGGGACACCAAGAUCUCCUUCUCACAUCUGUUCAUCAAAGGGUGGGACACAACGCGUGAGAUACAGGUGUAUCCCCCUGCUGACGGCCCCCUAGCAGUCUAUAAGAAGGCGUCAUUCUUUGAAUAUUUGGAUUAUGCAGUUACGACGUAUGCUCACAUCAGAGAGACAGCUAUUGGCACCUACACCUAUGAACACAAAAAUGGAACUGUUGUCCCUCCAGUUCUGUGUGUGUCGCACUACAAGAAAGGUGAAGCCUUUAUUGACAACAACACAUAUAUUCUGGAUAAUGAUGUCACCCAGUCAUGCAUAGAGAUCCCACCCUCAGAGGCCAAUGCGACUGACUGGUCCACAAAGGAGUUCAUGGAGAAGAACAACUUCACCUUCAACUUCGACCUGCUCCUCAACACAGACUUCACUUUCCAGCUGCGUACCAUCAAGCUCCGUGUCAAUCUGCCCUUUGACACCCCAGAAUGCUAUAGGCUAACUGGCAAGGUCGUGUUCAACAACCACGAUCACGACGGACAGAUCCUGGUGGAGCUGGAUGUGGGUGCGAAGGUCCUGGAAUGCACUGGAUCUGUUAAUCUGGUUUCAGAGUCGAGAACACUGAAGGUUUGGCGAGCAGUGAUCAAUGUGGCUAGCAUUGUCAUCUGUAUCACAUCCCUUUGCAUGUGCAUUAGGGCUAUCUAUAGAGCACAGAUCCUGAAAAAGGCUACUGUGGUGUUCUUCCAACGGUACUUUGGGAAAGAGCUGACCUUAGAGGAGCGAAUGGAAUUCGUAAACUUCUGGUACAUCCUCAUAUGUAUCAACGACAUCCUUAUCAUCAUGGGCUCUUUCCUCAAAAUAGGGCUUGAGAGCAAGGCAUUGCGUCUAGGUCGCAUGGAGUUUGUAAAGAGCAGCAUGAUGGUGAGUUACGAAGGCUUCCUGGACACGUGGAACAUCUGCUCCCUCUUCCUUGGGCUCGGUAACCUGCUGGUCUGGUUCGGCUGCCUGCGCUACCUGGGCUUUUUUGAGACUUAUAAUGUGCUGAUUCUGACCCUCAAGAAGUGCUUCCCGAAUGUGCUGCGAUACUCCAUAUGCAUCCUGAUGGUAUUUGCUGGCUACUGCCUCUGUGGCUGGCUUGUGCUUGGACCUUACCAUCUCAAGUUCCGCUCGUUCUCUUCGACAAUGGAGUGUCUCUACUCGCUCAUCAACGGGGAUGACAUGUUUGCGACUUUCUCAUCGACAUCGGGCAAGGACCCUGUUGUUUGGUGGUUCUCACGCAUCUACUUGUACUCUUUCAUCUCCCUCUUCAUCUAUGUGAUUCUCUCCCUUUUCAUUGCAAUCAUUAUGGAUGCUUAUGAAACAAUUAAGAAAUACUAUGACGACGGCUUUCCUGAGUCGGAUCUGAUGGUGUUUGUGAAUGAGUGCACAGAAGAGCCCUCCAGUGGUGUCUUCCAUGACGAUGGUGACCGUACUAUCCAUGAUGUCAUCAACUCGUUCUGUUGCUGUGGACAUGAAAGAAGAGGUGACAGCCAGGAGUAUGAGCCCCUAAUCACGUAGACAAAGGUGUUUGCAACUAAAUGCUAGCUGUGCGUGUUGCUUACAGUACCAAGCCAUAUUCCCUACAAUCUUUGUUGUGAUUUACACCAAAAGAGAUUUCAGGAGUCAUGCAUUUUUCCUCAUCCUCCCUUUCCCCUUUCUUUCUCCUCUCUUGCCUGUAUGCCUUCUCUUUCCCAUUGUGUUCUCCAUUUUCUCCACACCCAUUUCUAUCCCCACCUACCCCCCUUCCUCUCCUGUGCCCUUUUAACUCUGGUUCCAUUCUUAUUCAUAUUCAUGAUAUGAUUAUGAUAUAAUAUACUACUACUACUGUUACUACUACUGCUACUACUACUGCCACCAUUACUUGAUCAUUUUUGUAUUUGUACUGUGAUGACACAUCUGGUGGGAUGCGCUGACCUCCUGUUGUAAAUACUUGCAAUUGCUCCACUGAAAUACCAUAUUUACGUUAUUAUUUUUAUAUCACUUUUCUGCCUUAUUUCUUAGCUCCAUUACUGAUGGUUAAUAUACUCACUGUAUCCAGUAUGAAAUAUGUUUACCUCUCCCUCUCCCCCAUCCCCCCCCCCAAAAAAAAAAAAUGGAAUGAAUAUGCUCAUUCCAAUUGUCUCCUCUCACAUCCUUAUAAAACAACUGUGUUAUUACUUGUACAUAGAUAUUAGCUAACUGCCAAUCAUGACACAAGUCAGUAGUUAUGGAAUAUGUAAUUCUAUUUAUUUCUAAUUGUUAUUUUUUUAAGUGUCGUUUGUAGGCACUGAAUCUCGAUUGGCAACCAUUAUUAUAAUCCUCAUUGGCAGCAUUGAGUUCCUUUCAUUUUAUUUAAAGAUGAUUACUAAUUAGUAUAUAUAUUUUCUUGUUUGUUUCUUUUUGUUUAUUCUGUUUUCUGUGAUUUUUUACAGAAAGUAUUAGCUAAUAUGUUUCCUCCUUUUCUUGUAAGGAAUUAUUAGACAGGCCCAUGUCUUCUUUUUCUCUGUUUUUGUUUCUUUUUAAGGGUUGAAUUUAAUUCUCUGAUUUAUAGAAUUUAAUUUCAUGAUUUGACAAUUGUGCUUCACAUGAAAGAAUGAAAAAGAGGAAAAACAGAAGUUUUGAAAUGGCUUCAAAGUUCUGCACUUUGCACUAAUAAGAACUCUAGUCUCUGGAAUAGAGUGGAAAAGACAACCAACUUUAAUACAUAGUCUCUUGACAAGUACAUACUGCAGUUAUUAAUAUGCCAUUACAUUUACCAGUCACUGAGCAUUUUUAAAAAGUUUAUGAUGUUUGAAAUAGUAUUUUGUACUUUUUUACUUGCACAGUUUUGAGUGCUUUGCAGUAAGAGGUAAUCAAUCUUGCAAAAGAUUAUCAAAUUAGAAGAUAGUCAUUAAGUCUUUCCACAAUUAGGGCUUUCUAUCCAUAUACGGCUGUCAUGCCAAAGACCAUGUGACAAACAGCUUCUCGAUGCUGUGUAUCUGUAGCUCAAGUUUUGAAUUUUAUCUCAUUGGGUUAUGCAUAUGUAUUAAGCCAGCUUUGGGGCAUUUCAUUUCUCUUUCUGUAAUCAUGUAGGGCUUUCAGUAUAUAGUAGUAUUUUCCUUAAAGUGCAUCAGGAAUCUGUCAUUUGGCAAAUGUGAAGCUUUUGCAUCAUUAGUAACUGAAUACGUAAACUAUUUUUCCCAUUCUAUUACUAUACCAUCCAUUGGUGUAUUUUAUCCCUUGUGAUUUUCCAGUAAUUGCUAUAUGCAUAUUGUGAUAUAUUAGUCACAAAGUGGAACUACUGCAUGUGGCUGACAUUUUAUACAUCUUAUAGAAGUUUGUUUUUAAGAUUUGGAAAAUGGAAAUGGAAAUAAAUAUGGUAAGAAAGAAAGAUUACAAGUUAGUCUAUAAUUUAGGAAGUGUUAGUAACAGGGGAUAAUGCUCAGGUCUUGUUAUUUUUAUGAUUUUAUUCAUUAAUAUUACACUUUUCUUCUGUGUGUUAAUGUUUAGUAUGAGUCACCCACUUAUUUUUAUCUCAAUUUUAUAUAUGUGUAUCAUUUGUAUAUUUCAUGCCAUUGAAUGAUAUGUUUGUAAAUAUUUGCUUGAAUUAGGACACUACUGAAAGGGAUAUAUAGAGAUAAUGCAUAAAUGCAUACUGAAGUGUACAUGUACCAGAUAUUGAACUAAAAGUGUUCUUUGUUCACUGUAUUUUUCUUUUCAUUAUUUUGUUCUAUUCAUUGUAAAUUUGACAGGAUCUAUUUUGUAAUGAUAUGACAACUCAAAUGCAAAUAAAUAAAAAAGGUUAAGUAACAUAUUUGAUUUCCUCAAGAGUAUAUAGUAAAGUAAUUUUGUGAUGUCCAGAAAUUAUAGUAUAACCUAAUAUAUAAUGGAACAAUUUUCUUCAUCUCAUUGCUAUCAGUCACAAACAAAUCACAAAUUACUAGACAGCAGAUGUACGGACAGAAAAGGGCAAUUAACACAGAACAAUGGAUAAAUAGCACAGGAGACUUAUUAUAAUGGAAAUAUUUUUAUAUGAUAUGAUAUCCAUGUUUGUAAACAAUGAACCAAUGCAGAAGACGGGUAUAGUUUAACCUGUUGUCACUAGGAACAUGUAGUGCUCACUGUAGUUUUGUUUUGUGAAAUAUGUUUACACUUAGAUGAUUCUACAAGUGCUUAGCCAACAAAAAGUCAAUCAGUAGGCCUAAUUUUCCCUUUUGUUGACUUUUCUGAUUUUUUUUUUUAUAAUGCUAUUGAUAUGGAUGCAUUAUUUUAUUGACAUUAUUAUUAUAUAAUGACUAACAAUACUGAUCGCCUCAAAAAAUAGAAAGAAAAAAAUCCAAAAGUCAAGGAAAGGAUAAACAGGACUAGUAGCUGAAUCAUUGGGGACUAAGUAUUUGUGGAGCCACAUAUGUAUAAAGACAAUAAUACAGUAGGCAUAUAUACAACAUGCCAUUCCUGGUGGCAGUGGGUUGAUAAUUGUAUUGUUGAAUAUAUGAUAGGCACUUCUUUAUGUGAAAAAGAAUGUUAUUUUUUAGGUAAAGAAAAUCUUUAUAAUCUUCGAGAAAAACAGAAAAUUUGACUUUCGGAAAGGAGGAAGCUUGAAUGACAUGUUACGGAAAAGCCUUGCAAGCUAAGGGAAAUAUUAUUGAACACUAAUUACAGAUAUUUUUUACACUAAAGUUUGUAACUUUAAUAAUAUUCUUUCAAUAUUGUUACGGAUAUCAUGGUUUUUAUUUAUUCAUUUAUUUUAGAUCUUUUUCAGAAGAAAAAUUUCCUGAGACUAAAAUAGUAAUUAAUUUUUUAAUGAAGUGUAAAUAUUAAUUAUUUACAGAUUUUCAAUACAGAUUCAUUCAGCUGUGACUUUUCCAUGCAGUCGUUGGGCUCAUAGUUACUUAUAUUAAUCCUUUUUAAAUAAUGUAAGUAUAGGUGCUUUUGGAAAUAUGUUCAGAUUAUUUUAUAUAAUCUAAACAGAUUUUUGCUUUGUUUUAUCUUCAGUAAUACUAUUAUUCUUUAGGUGAACUGUUAUUUUACUUACUUGUUUUAGACCAUACUUAUAUCUUAGAUAUUACAAUGACUUAGAAAAUAUUCAUGAUGUCUUUGUCACAAAUUCAUUCACGUCCUCAUCAUUAUCAUGAUAACAGAUAAAGUCAUAGCAGUGGAUAAGUAAGAGAGAUUAUAGCUUACACUAAAGCAGUCAUAAUAACUUAUGCUUGCCUUGUUGUACAUUCACUUGUAAAUAUUCCUGUAAAAUACAUUCCUGUAAUUACUGAAUGUCAAAGUGAGUAUUUUGAGGAUGGCUGUCUAUAUAAUGAUUUAAAAUAAUAUCAGAUAUCUGUAAGUUUGUAAGUCGGAAAGAUUUAUAGAGUAUAGAGUAUACUUAAUGUGAUUAUAAUGUAUUUUAGUUUAUUUCUUUUAUUUUUUUAUUUUUCAGAAGAACAUGUAUGUUUCCUGUAAUGCUUUAUUUCUAUUUAUCUGGAAAUGUUACUUGUGAUUAUUUAUUCUUGCCAUCUUAUAUGUUUUCAUUUUUCUAUUUUGUCCUUUUCCCUUCUUUGCAAUUUUCUUGAGAUGCCUCUCAUAAAAUGUCUGACAUUUUGUAAAAAACAACAAAAAAAAAUCAUUUUUUUCUUAAAAUGAAUUUCAUUUCCUUUAGCUGAUUUUUUAAAAUACAUUUUGUAAUUGAUAAAAAAAGGACAUAUGUCUUUUAUAUGCAUUUCUUUCAAAAGCAGAAUUUUAUAUUUCAGAUUUAAUUUAGUUUUUUCUUUUACUUACAUUAUUAUUUGCUACUGCUCCUCUCCUCAUAUUUAAUUGUUCAUUAUUUAAAGUUUUUUAUUAUGCUGUGAAGCAAUUGAAGAAAACACUGGUAUAAGUUAUGGAAUGAAGAGGAAGAAACUUUGUAUAAGAGAAGAAAUAGUAUUAUAUAUAAUUACAUAUACCAAUGCAUGUCUGGAAAUACAUUGUAGAGUGAAUUACUCAUUUGUAAAUAAAAUGAAGAAAUAAAUCCUGUUUGAUUUUU
Molecule: messenger RNA, 6360 nt
Organism: Penaeus vannamei (Pacific white shrimp)
Lineage: Eukaryota; Metazoa; Arthropoda; Malacostraca; Decapoda; Penaeidae
Source: RefSeq, a predicted model, not a curated record